AUCCACGUCUGUGCUCGUAAAAUCGCGCAGAGCCACAGUCUGGAGCGACCGCGUUGUGCCUGAACACCGAGGGCUGAGCCGACCCGCUUUAAGUGCGCAGCAGUGCCGCAGGAGUGAAACAGCGGCCAGGGGGGCCGGCGGACAAAGUUUUCUCAGUGGGGACGAAUAUUUCUCAGCAGGCGGUUUUAUUUUUUACUCAGCGUCACCCCUGGUCCGUGGCUUCAGAUUGCACACAGGAGUAAGUUUCAUAUGGACACUACUUGGAGACGGCUGGCGCAACAAGCAUGGGAUUAUUUUUUUUGUAAUGUGGAUUCCCAUUCCGGUGCAGGCAACUAAAGGUCCGUUGCAAAACAAUGUGAGGCGUUAUGCGUCUUGGAUUUUCGUGUUUCUGGAUAUUCUGAAAAUAAUUGGCAACAGUUGAGAAGGAAGAAGUUGUGCGCAAAGGAUUUUACCCCUCCAGCCCCCGGGACCAGCAUGGAUUUGCCGCUACAACCCCCUUCCCCCUGCCUGUAGAGCAGAAGUUUUCGCCGGUCCACUUUGUGUUGUUGUACUUGUUUGUUUGUAAACUUCAUGUUCGAGGACAGAUCGCCACAUUGGCCGCUUGGAUUUUAAAACGUCGCCUGCCUUUUGGAUUUUCCAACACGAUGAACUUUAUUGACAGUUUGACUCUAAUAUUUUUGACGCUGUCAGCUGUCAAGAGCGCCCACAUACCGAAGAGCACAGAAAGAGGUCCACAUGACGUGAUCCCUAUAAUGGAGGUGUACAACAAGAGCAGGUGCCAGCCCCGGGAGCUGCUGGUGGAGAUCCUGCAGGAGUACCCGGAGGAGGUGGAGCACAUCUUCAUCCCGUCCUGCGUGGUGUUGACGCGCUGCGCCGGCUACUGCAACGAUGAGAUACUGCAAUGCAUGCCGACGUCCACCUAUAACAUAACAAUGCAGAUUAAAAGAGUAAAACACCACGUACAGCAAAAUGAUAUUGACAUGAGUUUUACAGAACACAGCGCAUGUGAGUGUAGGCAGAAGACAGACGUGAAAGAACAGAAAGAAAAAAAAUCCCGGAAAGGCAAGGGCAAAGGCCUAAAGAGAAAACGAAAGAAAAACCGUGACAAAACAAUUCACGAUGCUGUUUGUGAGCCAUGUUGCGAUCACUGCUCAGAGAGGAGAAAGCGUUUGUUCGUGCAGGAUCCCGCAACCUGCCGGUGCUCCUGCAAACACACAGACGAAUACUGUAAAGAACGCCAACUAGAGCUCAACGAGAGGACCUGCAAAUGUGACAAGCCGAGAAGAUGAGAGAGGUGGGAUCACCAGGUGUACAAGAUGAAGGAAUAUUCUAGAGAUAUUUCACAGCACAGCACUUUGACCUUUGAACCGUAAGCUCUUCUUUUCUGUGGAAAGCAUUCCCCUUGGACUGGCUGAGAGAGAACAAAAAGAAAGACUGAACUGAAGUUUCCUCCCACUGUAUAUCUCUGUGUACAUAGACCAUGAUAAAAGAAAAAAAGAGUACAGAAUUGUUAUGCUGCUACAGAAACGAAUAACUAAACCCAUCAUUUGACAAAACACAAAUAGCCGCCAUGUGGUUUUGCAUUUCUAACAGGCUUGCAGUGCAGGUGUAGUCUCGUUGUCGAUUCAUUGUAUGCAAUUACUUCACUGGAUAUGAGUCUACUGUGGUUGUGUGUCAAUCAAAAGUUGCAAAACCUCUCAAUCUAAGAUAUAUUUAACUGCUAAAACAGUGGGUGAGGCUGAAGAGGACAUGGACGCACCCUCCUUUCUAAAACGAUGGAUGGACUCUCGUCUGCAAAUGUCUACUUUUGUUUUGGGACUAUAACAGAAGGACACUGCGACAGACGAUGGAAAUCUUGAACCUGUGUCUCCGUGAUAUUGCUUCCUAUCCUCUGAGGACAUUGCAGGACUGGACUAACACAAUAUUGUCACUAUUGUGAUCAGCUUGCUGGAGAAAAGACUCUGGAGUGCCAUAUACCUUUAAAGGGAUACUGGUCAUCGUUGAAAGCAUCAUAUGUUUUGCUAUGUCCUUCAUGAAAACCACUGAAAACAUCCUAUACUGUAGAUUCCAUUUGAAAAACUGUGCCUCACAAAAUGUACUGAGAAAUCUUUCGAGUGCUUUUUAAAUUAUUUUUUGUUUUCCUUUUUCAGGAGAGGGGAUUGUCAAAGUAGUUUUAUUAGUCGUUGAACUCAAUACAGAAUCUAUUGAUUACAUAUCUUUUAUCUUGUACAUACUUAAUAUCCCUUUAUGCCAUAGUCCAUUCUCGAUAAUUUAUAAUGUUAUAGAGUAUUUUUCAGUAUUCAUUCUUCUACCCAUAUUUAAUUUGGUCUAUUUAUAUAUGCAGUGUUAUGUUCCUGUGGCUGUCCUAUCUCCCCCAUUUGUAAGGUCACUGAUGGCUACUCUCAGCAUGGAGACUCUCUGUGCAUUUCUACGACAAAAAAAAAAUCAAACAUGAUUUGUUAACAUUCCCUUAAUGGAUCACUUGUAUUGAUGUACUGAUGACACUCUGGAUUCUCAACCCCUCGUAUCUAAGGGUGUGGGUGCUGUGUAGAAUUUUAAUGUAUCUGCGUGUUUGUGUACGUGUGUGUAUGAAUGCGUGUCCAUGUGCAUUUGCCGACAUGCACAUAUGUGUUUAGGUGUUAGUAAGUUGUAUUUAAGUAUUUAAUGUAGCGGACCUGUGCUCUGUCCGUCCUGCAAGAUGCAAAUACAAAUAAACUACUGCUAGCAGCUCACUCAUACACUACUACCAUACAAAUUUGGAUAACAAUCUGCCAUCAGUCUUGGAGCCCUCAUUAUAAUUUCUCUUUGUCUCUUCUUCACUAUUAACAUGUUUUCUGUGUCUAUGUAAAACAGUAAAGCAUAUUUAUUUUCAAAUUAUAUUGUUUUUAUAUAAAAUAAGGAAAAGGUUGCUGUGUUGUGAAUACUGUGUUUUCAAGAGAUUUAAAUAGGCAGCGUGAGUUUUCCGUGUUUUUGUGCGGCAAGUGGGUGCUCACAAAUCUGCCGAUGCAGAAUGUAAUCUGGAUGAAAAUAGAGCAGACGAAUAUGAAAUCCCUGCACGCCUUUCAUGACAGGCAGACAGACAUUCAUCCCUAUGAAUAAAAUGGCACUUUGAAGUA
Pleuronectes platessa (European plaice) is the source of this 3116-nucleotide messenger RNA. It is a transcript of the gene vegfab, whose product is annotated as vascular endothelial growth factor Ab. Gene Ontology annotation, cellular component: membrane. Gene Ontology annotation, biological process: positive regulation of endothelial cell proliferation; positive regulation of protein phosphorylation; positive regulation of angiogenesis. The coding region runs from base 645 to 1289 and encodes 214 amino acids. The record is from RefSeq and is a predicted model, not a curated record. Lineage: Eukaryota; Metazoa; Chordata; Actinopteri; Pleuronectiformes; Pleuronectidae. Gene Ontology annotation, molecular function: vascular endothelial growth factor receptor 1 binding; growth factor activity; chemoattractant activity. The transcript has 8 exons.